Messenger RNA from Magallana angulata, 2870 nucleotides. RefSeq lists its product as uncharacterized. The transcript is spliced from 12 exons. The record is from RefSeq and is a predicted model, not a curated record. NCBI's taxonomy places the organism in Eukaryota, Metazoa, Mollusca, Bivalvia, Ostreida, Ostreidae. The coding region runs from base 228 to 1673 and encodes 481 amino acids.
CGGGAAAUAGCAAUAUCUUUGAAACUUCCUGUAGACGAACCGUAUUUCAAGUGAAACUCAAACAAAGGUGCCUACACGCAAAGUACCAUCGUGAUUUAUCAAAAUGGAAUCGCUAGAGGAGGAUUACAUUGUGUUUAAGUGAAAAACGACCUUAGAUUAUUUUGGAGAUUGUUAUUGACUUAUUGUGCGCUACAACAAGUGGCAAGGGAGACAACACCGAACAGCUGAUGGGAAAUCAUCAUACCAAUCACGAUGAAACCAGACAGAAAUCAAGUCCAGAAUCUCACGGCGGUGGCGUCUCCACUAGAUCAUCUGUAUUUGGAUCUAGUGCAAAGCUCAACUCAGCUUGUCUCAUCAAACUCUUUCAGAAACUGGAAUUGACAGCAGAUGAACAAAACCGGCACCCUGGGGAACUCAGUCGAGCCACGUUUGAGAAUGCCUUCCAUGGCCCUCUCCACACAUUUGGGAAGCUACUGUACACACAGAUGGUCAGACAGACAGCUAGUGGGGACCGGGAAAGAAUCACCAAAGAACAGUUCACCAAGGCUGGCAAGGAGCUUCUGAAACUGUACGAUGAAUCCUCCCAACAGGAGUACUACUUCAAACUGUUUGCCAGCGGAAAGGACCAUCUCACAAAGGAGGAUGCUCUGCAGAUGGUCAAGGUGUCCUAUGCUCUCACUCUGUCAGCCACCAUGAUUCCUUACUCCAAGGGCAGCAACGAUGAUGCUUUGUUUGAGGGCAUUGUUCAAGGCAUGUUUGGUAUAAAUGAGAGAGUGACAUUCCAAGAUUUUACCUCAUGGUCUAAAAAGAACAGCCCUCAUUUGUUCUGUGGGGUUCACAACUGGGUAUACCAGAUUCUCACUGGCUCGAAGAUGCCUUCAGAACUGGAAGCUGCUAAGGUUCCCCAGUUGGAGAGAUUUGUGGAGGACAAGUAUACUAUGAGUAUGGGGAUGUUGUGGAUGCUGACUACAGUCAUACCUCAGUCCUAUACCCACAACCCCGAGGAGAAAAAGGAGAAACAGAAAAGCAGUGAGAAGAACCCCCUGCUGAACUCUUACCACCUCAUAAUGAAGCUGGCUCAGCUGACCCGCUGCCAGAGCUGGACUUUACUGUACGACAGCAGGGAACACGGCCUCUCUCAUAACAGAUUUCAUCACCAUAUUUCAUCAUAUCAUGGCCCCACUAUUACUCUGAUUUCCUUUGAGGGUAGGAAUACAUACUGUCUGGCACUGGACAAACCAUGGAGAGAGGGCUCCAGCAGGUUUGGGGGAGAGGAUUCAAUGCUAAUACAGAUCUCACCUAUCUUCAGAGUCAUGCAAAGUGGAGCCCCACUCGUAACAUGGAAUGAGUAUUCGCGUGACCUUCGUAAGGGUAUUUACUUGGGCAAGGAAGGAAGGUCUCUGGUGCUAUUUAUUCCCGCAGACUUUGACUCGGUGGAACACUUUGGAGUGAACUGUGCUCUUCACAAAAUAGAAAUGUGGGGAUGUGGCCCGUCCCAUAUCCUGGAAGAACAGGCCAAGCAGAAGAAAUGGGAGAAAAAGGAAGCUGAGAAACAAUCCGCAAAGAAGCUCCACCUUGAUGUUGGAAAAUGGGAAGAGAACCCAGACAAGCAGAUUCUUCAGUGGGGUGGAAUCAACGUUGAGCAUCAGUACUCCCGAGACAGUGGUUUCUAAACAGCUCCAGUUCAGGGGCCAUUCUCAGCGGGAACCAGUUUAUAGAAAUUGCAUUUCAUUCCACAUUUAAUAAGUGUAUGCCAGAAUCAAGCUGUGUGUGUGUGUGUAAUUAAAAGACUGAUAAAUUGAUUAUACACCUGUACAUAGCAAUUUUACCGGUUUAUACUGGUAGCUGUCAAUUUAACCGUUAUCUUUUGCAGUAUAACUUAACAACCACACACAAAGUAUAACUCUUGAUAGCCUCUAUCUUUUUAAUUGAGAUUCAUAGUGUAUAAACCGUCCUUCUGGAUAUGAAUAUAUACAGUAAAGAUUUGUAACAAAAUUUGUAACUUGUAUUUUUAACACAAACAUUUAUAUAUUCUGGUACCAUCUGUUUGCAGGUAUACUGUGGUAAAAUUACUUUGGAAUGUACUGUUUCAAUGCAAAAUGUAAUCAGUACAUGAUGAUUAAGUUAUUGGUUUUCAGGCAGAAUCUCAAAAAUUGACAUUCCAUAUUCAGAUUUUUAAAUUCAGUACUCUAAAAAUAAUUUUGUUGUUACUGCAUGACAACUAAAUCUGAAUGGUUUUUUGUGUCAUUCCCCUUUGAUAUAAGUUUAAGGGGAAGUAUUAUGUUAUAAAAGUACUUGUAUAAUGCUGUUAUGUAUUAUUUUUGAAUGGUUUGUAUAGAUUUUCCUGUACACGAGUGUAUAUGGCAAGUUUUAUGCAUGAUUUUUUUUCUAUAUCCAAAAUAUUACAUGUUUUGGGUUACCUGUAAUGUGUACAUUUAGGUCUUUAUUCUGUUUUGAAAAGAAGGGAAAGUAUAAAGUGGUGCUAUCAGUCAACACAGUCAUAGAAGGUCAAGUUUCGGGCAUUCAGUGAUAGGUGAAGGUCUUGCCUUUCUGAUUAUUUUGUACGUGUAAAGAGCAGUUUCAGCUUCAUUUAUAGGGCUGUUCUAGCCAUCCAUUUGUUUAUAUGGAGUAUGGAUGUUCUAAUGACUGAGCGACAAUCAUGCUUGUGCUUCCUUAUUUUGAAUUUUUUUCUCAUACUACUAGUAUUUGGUUUACAGACCAGAAGUCUUUGGAACUAAACAAUCUUUCUGUCUCAUUCAACAGCAGUAACUUUAAGUUGGCAUAUUUAGAAUCAAUGUAAUAUAUACUUGUUAAAAUAGAAUGGAAACUCUUUGCUCUUUGUGCACUGAAUGUCACAUUGAAAUGCAUUG